UCGAGAAGCGCUGCCAUGACCACCUUCUCUACGGAGGUUUUUGACAACGAGGUCGUUCCCUCUUCACUCGGCACUAUUGCCCCAAUCCUUCGCAUCGCCACAGAGGUCGAAAGCGAACGCCCUCGCGUCGCUUAUCUCUGUCGGUUCUAUGCAUUUGAGAAGGCUCACAGGUUGGAUCCGAGUUCCAGCGGUCGUGGUGUGAGGCAGUUCAAGACAGCUUUGUUGCAGAGAUUAGAGAGGGACAAUGCAUCCAGUCUUGCCUCUCGUGUUAAAAAGACUGAUGCGCGGGAAAUAGAAAGCUAUUAUCAGCAGUACUAUGAACACUAUGUUAGAGCCCUUGACCAGGGCGAGCAAGCAGACAGAGCUCAGCUCGGUAAGGCCUACCAGACAGCCGGAGUACUUUUUGAAGUGCUUUGCGCUGUUAAUAAGACCGAGAAAGUUGAAGAAGUUGCUCCUGAGAUUAUUGCAGCUGCUAAGGAUGUCCAAGAAAAGAAGGAAAUCUAUGCACCAUAUAACAUUCUUCCUCUGGAUGCUGCUGGGGCUUCACAAUCACUAAUGCAGCUUGAGGAGGUCAAGGCUGCUGUCUCUGCCUUGUGGAACACCCGUGGCUUGAAUUGGCCUGCUUCCUUUGAAUCACAGAGACAGAAAGCAGGAGAUUUAGAUCUUCUUGAUUGGCUAAGGGCCAUGUUUGGUUUUCAGAAAGAUAAUGUCAGAAACCAGAGAGAGCAUCUGAUUUUACUACUUGCUAAUAAUCAUAUAAGGCUUCAUCCCAAGCCUGAACCCCUUAACAAGCUUGAUGAACGAGCUAUUGAUGCAGUUAUGAAUAAACUUUUUAAGAAUUAUAAAACAUGGUGCAAAUUUUUAGGACGAAAACACAGUUUAAGGCUCCCUCAAGGUGCUCAAGAAAUACAACAAAGAAAGAUGCUAUACAUGGGUCUAUAUCUUCUCAUAUGGGGUGAAGCAGCUAAUAUUCGCUUCAUACCAGAGUGUCUGUGCUAUAUUUUUCAUAAUAUGGCAUAUGAACUCCAUGGCCUCUUGGCUGGAAAUGUUAGUAUUGUCACUGGAGAAAACAUUAAACCUUCCUAUGGUGGUGAUGAUGAGGCAUUCCUGCGGAAAGUUGUAACACCCAUUUAUCGUGUAAUUGCCAAGGAAGCUAAGAAGAGUAAGGAUGGGAAAGCUUCUAACUCAGCUUGGUGCAAUUAUGACGAUCUCAAUGAGUAUUUCUGGUCGGCUGAUUGUUUCUCUCUUGGUUGGCCUAUGCGUGAUGAUGGGGACUUCUUCAAGUCAACACGUGAAAGGGGAAAAGGAAGGAAGGGAAAUCAACAAAAAUCUGGGAGCACAGGAAAAUCAAAUUUUGUCGAAACACGAACAUUUUGGAACAUUUUUCGAAGUUUUGAUAGAUUGUGGACUUUCUAUAUACUGGCUCUGCAGGCAAUGCUCAUUGUUGCAUGGACAGACGUUUCACCGACUGAGAUCUUUCGGAUUGAUAUUAUGUAUUACUUAUCUAGCAUUUUCAUCACAGCAGCCUUUCUGCGAUUCCUUCAAAGUAUUUUGGACAUUAUUCUGAACUUCCCAGGAUAUCAUCGAUGGAAGUUCAAUGAAGUUCUGCGAAACAUUCUCAAGAUAAUAAAUAGCUUUGCCUGGGCAGUAGUUCUUCCAAUAUUUUAUGUGUCAUCCGUGUCUUAUGCUCCUCAGCAGUUUAAGAAAUGGCUUGCAUUUCUUCCUCAAACAAAGGGCAUUCCUCCUUUAUAUGUCAUGGCUGUCGCUUUAUAUUUGCUCCCAAAUUUACUAGCAGCUUGUUUAUUCAUUUUCCCAAUGCUCCGACGCUGGAUUGAGAACUCAGACUGGCACAUUGUUAGGCUUCUCCUAUGGUGGUCACAGCCAAGAAUAUAUGUUGGAAGGGGAAUGCAUGAAAGUCAAUGGGCUCUUUUUAAGUAUACACUUUUCUGGAUACUACUCUUCUGUGCGAAAUUUGGAUUCAGCUAUUUUGUCCAGAUAAGACCUUUGGUGAAACCAACAAAAGAUAUAAUGAGAAUUAGUCAUGUUAAAUAUGCUUGGCCUGAACUUUUUCCUGGAGCUAAUCGCAAUUACGGGGCAGUUGCCUCGUUCUGGCUUCCAAUAAUUCUGAUUUACUUUAUGGAUACUCAAAUUUGGUAUGCUAUAUUCUCAACUUUGUGUGGUGGUGCUGUUGGGGCCUUUGAUCGCCUAGGAGAGAUACGAACUUUGGGCAUGCUGAGGUCACGCUUUCAAUCCUUACCUGCAGCAUUUAACACUUAUUUAGUGCCUUCAGAUAGGAAACCUAAAAGGGGAUUCUCCUUCUCAAAGCGGUUUGCUGAGGUUACAGCAGGCAGGAGAAGUGAAGCUGCAAAAUUUGCUCAGUUGUGGAAUGAAGUAAUUUGUAGUUUCCGUGAAGAAGAUCUGAUAAGUGACAGGAAAAGCCCUGAGGAGAUGGAUAUGUUGCUAGUUCCUUAUGCGUCGGAUCCUAGCCUUAACAUAAUUCAGUGGCCACCCUUUUUGCUUACGAGCAAGAUCCCAAUAGCAUUGGAUAUGGCAGCUCAAUUUCGAUCUAAGGACUCUGACCUUUGGAAGCGUAUAUGUGCAGAUGAUUACAUGAAAUGUGCAGUGAUUGAAUGCUAUGAGUCCUUCAAACUUGUCCUGAAAAUCUUGGUGGUUGGAGAAAAUGAGAAAAGGAUAAUUGGCAUCAUCAUUAAUGAAAUUGAGUCCAAUAUUUCGAAGAAUACAUUUCUUGCAAAUUUCAGAAUGGCUUCUUUGCCCAGCCUUUGCAAGAAAGUUGUAGAGCUUGUGGGAAUCUUGAAAGAUCCAGAAAUCAACAAGAAGGAUACUGUGGUAUUGCUGCUGCAAGAUAUGUUAGAAGUUGUUACGCGUGAUAUGAUGGUUAAUGAGAACCGUGAAUUGGCGGAACUUGUGAAUAGUAACAAGGAAUCUGGAAGGCAACUAUUUUCUGGUAUUGAUUCAAAGCCAGCUAUAUUGUACCCUCCUGUAAUUACACCACAGUGGGAAGAACAGAUAAGACGGCUUUAUCUCCUUUUGACAGUAAAAGAAUCAGCUGUUGACGUACCUACAAACCUUGAAGCUCGUAGAAGGAUUGCAUUCCUCUCAAACUCCCUGUUCAUGGAUAUGCCACGUGCUCCUCGAGUCCGUAAAAUGCUUUCAUUCAGUGUCUUGACACCAUACUACAGUGAGGAGACAGUUUAUUCUAAAGGUGACCUUGAGAUGGAGAAUGAAGAUGGUAUAUCUAUCAUAUACUACUUGCAAAAGAUCUUCCCAGAUGAAUGGAAUAAUUUCAUGGAGCGAAUCAAUUGUAAGAGAGAGAGUGAGGUUUGGGAAAGUGAUGAAAAUAUUUUACAAGUUCGUCAUUGGGUCUCCUUAAGAGGACAAACUCUGUGCAGGACAGUUAGAGGGAUGAUGUACUAUAGACGAGCUUUGAAGCUUCAGGCUUUUCUUGACAUGGCUACUGAAAGUGAGAUAUUGGAAGGUUACAAAGCCAUCACAGUUCCAUCUGAGGAAGACAAGAAAAGUCAGAGAUCCUUGUAUGCUCAAUUAGAGGCAGUGGCUGACAUGAAAUUUACUUAUGUUGCUACCUGUCAAAUAUAUGGAAAUCAGAAGCGAAGUGGAGAUCGUCGUGCUACAGACAUCCUGAAUUUGAUGGUUAACAAUCCCUCACUUCGUGUAGCAUAUAUUGAUGAUGUUGAAGAAAGAGAUGGUAACGGAACAGUACAGAAGGUAUAUUAUUCUGUCUUGGUGAAGGCCGUCGAUAAUCUAGACCAGGAAAUUUAUCGCAUAAAAUUGCCGGGUACAGCAAAGUUGGGAGAAGGAAAGCCGGAAAACCAGAAUCAUGCUGUUAUCUUUACACGGGGAGAAGCUCUUCAGGCCAUUGACAUGAAUCAGGAUAAUUACCUGGAAGAAGCUUUCAAAAUGCGUAACCUUCUGGAAGAAUUUAAUGAGGAUCAUGGAGUACGACCUCCUACAAUUCUUGGUGUUCGUGAGCAUAUAUUUACUGGAAGUGUUUCUUCUUUGGCUUGGUUUAUGUCAAAUCAGGAAACGAGCUUUGUCACCAUAGGUCAAAGAGUUCUUGCAAGACCUUUGAAGGUCCGGUUCCAUUAUGGUCAUCCUGAUGUGUUUGAUAGAAUUUUUCACAUAACUCGUGGUGGCAUGAGCAAAGCUUCUAAGAAUGUCAAUUUGAGUGAGGACAUCUUUGCUGGUUUCAACUCAACUCUAAGACGAGGGAAUGUAACUCACCAUGAAUAUAUUCAAGUUGGAAAAGGUCGAGAUGUGGGACUGAACCAAAUCUCUCUCUUUGAAGCAAAAGUUGCUUGCGGGAAUGGGGAGCAAACACUCAGCAGAGAUAUCUACAGAUUAGGCCAUCGAUUUGACUUUUUCCGCAUGAUGUCAUGCUACUUCACAACGAUUGGCUUUUACGUUAGCUCAAUGAUGGUUGUCCUUACAGUAUAUGCUUUCUUGUAUGGCAAACUUUAUUUGUCUUUAAGUGGAUUGGAGGAAUCAAUAAUGAAGUAUGCUACAACCAGGAGGGACGACCCUCUAAAGGCAGUCAUGGCUCAGCAGUCACUUGUUCAAUUAGGUCUUUUGAUGGCCUUGCCCAUGGUUAUGGAAAUCGGACUGGAGAGAGGGUUCAGAACUGCAUUAGGAGACAUAAUAAUCAUGCAGCUACAGCUAGCAGCCGUCUUCUUCACUUUCUCUCUUGGCACAAAGGCUCACUAUUUCGGGCGCACUAUCCUGCAUGGUGGGGCAAAGUACAGAGCAACUGGUCGUGGUUUUGUUGUGCGGCAUGAGAAGUUUGCUGAGAACUAUAGGCUUUACUCAAGGAGUCACUUUGUCAAAGGAUUGGAGCUUAUGGUGUUGCUUGUGUGUUAUUAUUUGUAUGGUAAAGUAGCAAAGAAUGACACUGUUUAUUUUCUUCUCACACUCUCAAUGUGGUUCCUAGUUAUUUCUUUUUUGUUCGCUCCUUUCCUCUUCAACCCUUCGGGAUUUGAGUGGCAAAAGAUAGUGGACGAUUGGGAAGAUUGGACAAAGUGGAUCAGCAGCCCAGGAGGGAUUGGUGUGCCAGCAGCCAAGAGUUGGGAAUCCUGGUGGGAAGAAGAGCAGGAACACCUACUGCACACUGGUUUUUUAGGCCGCCUUUGGGAGAUUAUUCUUUCACUACGCUUCUUCAUCUAUCAGUAUGGAAUCGUUUAUCACCUAGAUUUGGUUAAGAAUAGCGAAGCCGGUGAAGAACGAAGCAUCAUGGUCUACGGCAUGUCCUGGCUGGUUAUUGUAGGUUUGAUGGUUAUCUUAAAGAUUGUAUCGAUGGGUAGAAAGAAAUUCAGCGCAGAUUUUCAGCUUAUGUUCAGACUGCUCAAAUUGUUCCUGUUUAUUGGGUUCACGGUGGCUCUCGUCCUCAUGUUUCUUUUUCUUUCACUCAAGGUUGGAGACAUUUUUCAGAGUUUUCUGGCGUUCUUGCCCACCGGCUGGGCAAUUCUGCAGAUUGGACAAGCGUGCAGGCCAAUUGUUAAAGGUCUUGGAAUGUGGGGAUCCGUCAAAGCGCUGGCGCGAGGCUAUGAAUACUUAAUGGGCCUGAUCAUCUUCGCUCCGGUGGCUAUCCUUGCCUGGUUCCCGUUCGUCUCCGAGUUCCAAACCAGGCUGCUGUUCAACCAAGCCUUCAGCCGAGGGCUGCAGAUUCAACGUAUUCUGGCUGGUGGAAAGAAGCCGGCUGGUGGAAAGAAGCUUAAGUGAAAAGAACUAGCAAUUUCGGGAUUAUGAUUGUAGAAAGUGUUAAUUAAAUACGGAAAAAGAAAUGAAAGUGAAAAUGAAAGAAAGAAAGAAAAUAGCACGAAACUCUGCUCACCUCUGCUCAAAGCCCCCUUUUUUUCAGUUCAUUUCAAUCACCAAUACGACAUACAUUCUUCUCUCUAUUA
Molecule: messenger RNA, 5933 nt
Organism: Mangifera indica (mango)
Lineage: Eukaryota; Viridiplantae; Streptophyta; Magnoliopsida; Sapindales; Anacardiaceae
Product: callose synthase 5
Exons: 42
Coding region: 16-5751 (1911 amino acids)
Biological process (GO): (1->3)-beta-D-glucan biosynthetic process
Cellular component (GO): 1,3-beta-D-glucan synthase complex; plasma membrane
Molecular function (GO): 1,3-beta-D-glucan synthase activity
Source: RefSeq, a predicted model, not a curated record